Paracoccidioides brasiliensis Pb18 is the source of this 1440-nucleotide messenger RNA. RefSeq names its product protein transporter SEC61 subunit alpha. Gene Ontology annotation, cellular component: membrane; Sec61 translocon complex. Gene Ontology annotation, biological process: SRP-dependent cotranslational protein targeting to membrane, translocation; post-translational protein targeting to membrane, translocation. Gene Ontology annotation, molecular function: signal sequence receptor activity; ribosome binding; transmembrane protein transporter activity. The record is from RefSeq and is a predicted model, not a curated record. The coding region runs from base 1 to 1440 and encodes 479 amino acids. The transcript is spliced from 5 exons.
AUGAGUGGGCUACGCUUCCUUGACUUAAUCAAACCCUUCACGCCCCUCCUCCCGGAGGUGGCUGCUCCCGAAACCAAGGCCCCCUUCAACCAAAAAUUGAUGUGGACAGGUUUGACUCUACUCAUAUUCUUGGUCAUGAGCCAAAUGCCGCUCUAUGGCAUUGUCUCGUCAGACACGUCCGAUCCUCUCUACUGGCUCCGCAUGAUGUUGGCCAGUAAUCGUGGUACCUUAAUGGAAUUAGGUAUCACUCCCAUUAUUUCCUCCGGAAUGGUUUUCCAGCUUCUCGCCGGAACUCACCUCAUCGAUGUUAACCUUGACCUUAAAACCGAUCGCGAACUCUACCAGACCGCGCAAAAGCUUUUCGCAAUCAUUCUGUCUUUCGGUCAGGCUUGCGUCUACGUCCUUACUGGCCUCUACGGCCAGCCCAGCGAUCUUGGUGCCGGUGUCUGUGUUCUGUUGAUCGUUCAACUGGUUGUUGCCGGUCUGGUCGUCAUCCUUCUCGACGAGCUUCUCCAGAAGGGCUAUGGCCUUGGAAGCGGUAUUUCCCUUUUCAUCGCAACCAACAUUUGCGAGUCGAUCAUCUGGAAGGCGUUCUCCCCGACCACCAUCAAUACCGGACGUGGCCCCGAAUUCGAGGGUGCGGUCAUCGCCCUGUUCCACCUGUUGCUCACCUGGCCAGACAAGCAGCGCGCUCUCCACGAAGCGUUUUAUCGCCAGAACCUGCCGAACAUCAUGAACCUCCUUGCCACGCUCGUCAUCUUCGCGACUGUCAUCUACCUCCAAGGCUUCCGCGUCGAGAUUCCUGUCAAGUCGUCCCGCCAGCGUGGCAUGCGCGGCUCCUACCCAGUCCGCCUUUUCUACACCUCCAACAUGCCAAUUAUGCUUCAAUCCGCCCUCUGCUCCAACAUCUUCCUGAUCAGCCAGAUGCUAUACUCCCGCUUUUCGGAUAACCUUCUUGUCAAGCUCCUGGGUGUCUGGGAACCACGCGAAGGCGGAUCUGCCCAACUCUAUGCCUCCUCGGGAAUUGCCUACUACAUGUCUCCCCCACUUAACUUCAAGGAAGCUCUCCUGGACCCCAUCCACACUGCUGUCUACAUCGGUUUCAUGUUGGUUGCCUGUGCCCUGUUCUCCAAGACCUGGAUUGAAGUUUCUGGCUCUGCUCCCCGCGACGUUGCCAAGCAGCUUAAGGACCAGGGACUCGUGAUGGCUGGACACCGUGAACAGAGCAUGUACAAGGAACUUAAGCGUGUGAUCCCUACCGCAGCUGCCUUUGGUGGCGCCUGUAUCGGAGCCUUGUCUGUAGCCAGCGAUUUGCUCGGAGCUCUUGGAAGUGGAACUGGUAUUUUGUUGGCUGUCACUAUCAUCUACGGAUACUUCGAAAUCGCAGCACGAGAAGGUGACUUCGGAGCUGGCCUCAAAGGUUUAGUCCCUGGAAACUAA